AAGAUAUAAACGUAACAUUGAAGGAUUUUUCUGUUUUCUUUUACAGAUUUUGACGCAAGUGUUUAUAAUCAAUCAAGAAUUGCAGUCAAAUGGACAACAAAGGAUUCUGUAGGAUCUUUCAUACUUAGUAUAUACUUAAAAAGUGUUGUUUCAAUGCAACAAGUUUUUGUGCCAUGAAACCCUACACGUAGAGAAAUAACAUGAUUAUAUUAAAACAGGACUUGAUAUGUGGCAAUAAUAACGGGGCAUAUCUUAUAAAUCAGUUUAAAAGAGAAAACAAUGGAAGUCAGCUUAUCAAUGACAAAGAAAUAGAUAUAUUCAUGCCUGGGAUUAAUCACAAGUUACUCGUGCAAAAAGUCACCUGAUUGAUAUAUUUGAGCUUUAGAAUUGCGUAGCUAAUACAUAUAUAUUAUGAUGGAAUCAAGCGAUAAAGAAACACGUGCAAUUUUCUUAAAUUUCAAGGAAUUGCGGUGUUUGGAGAAGAAUAUGCAAGCACUGGACCUUGAAAAGUCUUACAAUAUCAGUUUAAUAAAUCUGGAUCAGAAAGUUGUCAAAGUAAAAUAUAAACGAUUAAAAGAUAAAGUAUCAAGGAUAAAGUCUCAUUUGAAUCAAGACGAGCUUGAAGAACUUAAGAAGUUGGAAGAAGAAGGAAAAUUGAAUGUAAAAACUCCUGCAUCAGAUUUAAAUAUAAAAAUUAUCGCCGCGGAAAAGAGAUUAAAACUUAUGCCCAGAGCUAAAAGUGCCGUACCAAGGUUGCAGUCCGGAACAUGUAACGAGAAGAAAACGGACAUAUUGAAGACGCCAAGAUCUGCACGAAGGGUUCGAACACCCGCGUCAACACCACGAAAAGAGCGACCACUUUCCCCUCCGUCCCCUCAGAGUACUUCCCGAAGUAGACCAGUGUCGGCAAUGCUUGAUAAUGCAGAAAAAGAGAGCGAUUACCUCGUACCAAAAUCUGUUCGUGAAGAAAGAAGAAAUUCGAUAGAUAUUCGAUGCUUAAACGAUGAUAUUAAAGCCCUUAAAGUGCCCAGCGUCAACGUCAUAACGGAAGACGAUAGUCAUGACACCAACUCAUUACACGGAAGCAAUUCUUCUCAAAAAGAGCUGGAUAUACAUACUAUUGACUUAAAUAAUCGCAAUAAAAGCAAUUCGUUACAUGCAACUAGUCCAAGAAUCACCAUCGCUGAUAGAGGAAUUAAUAAACACAAAAACCCUUCAACCAAUUCUAAUACAAAGAAUGUGACUGGAAACGAUUCCAAUAUUAGUAAUAAGAAAAAAACUUGCUCAAAAUCUACGGCGGAUGACAGAAAGAAAUCGGGGUCACCAAUAAUCAAAGUCACAAUUGCUGACAUAGAUGAAAGCUCGGCAGGUAAAUCAUCAUUUUUACAGUUGCCACAGGAAGGUAAUGUCAGGUCUGCUGUAGGAAAGGGAAGUAAUCAGGAACAGUCUUCCAAAAGUAGAAUAAGACCCAUGAGUGUCCCCGCCACACAAGUUACAGAUUUCGGCGCAACUUCGAAAAAGAAUCGCCCUAAAACUGCAAUUGAACUCGCUGUUGAAACUCGUAAAAAGUCUGUUAUAGAUAUUCGUAGAGCAUCUGCUAUGCUUAAAGAGGGUAAAACAAGGUCACCUUUCUCGAGCCAUGAACAGGACACGGAAGAAAAGAAAGAAAAACCUUUCCGCUCAAUAAGAGAGGGUAUAAACACUACAAACGCUGACAGCGAAAUUCUUGAUAACACUCUUGGUGACGACCUUCACAAAGAAAUGAAAAAGGGAAUGAUACUGGGAGAAGUGGCUACCAGUUUGUAUCUGGAGGAAAAGAUAGACACUUUUUUAGAAAAGGUUGACGGUUACGUAAAGGAAAAUCCAAAUUAUGUGUAUGACCCGGACGCACCAAAAACGAAAAAGGUCCCACGCAAUAAGGAAAAGAAAAGACCAAAAAGGAACCUAAUGCGCAGGCGCCAACUGGAAAGGCAGUUAUAUGAAGUGGAUGUAGAAGAAAUGAAAAAGAGUCGCUGGCUGCGCAUGGAUGAUGAUAAACUAGAUAUUUCUGGAAUGAACACCUUAGUUGUUGAUCAGAUGAAAAUGUUAAACAGGCUACGUCACCCUUAUGAUGAUGAUUAAUAAGAACAUUUUAUUUAUGAUAUCAACUUAAUAGGAACAUUUUAUAUACGUGUUUAAAAAUUCUGUUAUGUUCUGUAGAUAAAAAGGUGACUUUGAGCCUGGCAAUUGGAAAACCAUACAUGAGAAUAUUUAAGAAAAAAUAUGACAAGAAGUGCAUUAAAUGAAAUAACAUGUUUUAAAUCUACAUUGUUGAUUUUAACAAGAUGUGUUCAAAUAGUAAAUGUACGCGAGAAUGAAUGAAAAUGAUAAAAUUCAGUAACUAGUCUAUAGAUAACUAAUGUCAAAAUUUCA
Messenger RNA from Mercenaria mercenaria, 2412 nucleotides. RefSeq lists its product as uncharacterized. NCBI's taxonomy places the organism in Eukaryota, Metazoa, Mollusca, Bivalvia, Venerida, Veneridae. The record is from RefSeq and is a predicted model, not a curated record. Bases 412 to 2121 code for a protein of 569 amino acids. The transcript has a single exon.